Messenger RNA from Castor canadensis (American beaver), 2362 nucleotides. RefSeq names its product transmembrane p24 trafficking protein 9 (gene Tmed9). The record is from RefSeq and is a predicted model, not a curated record. NCBI's taxonomy places the organism in Eukaryota, Metazoa, Chordata, Mammalia, Rodentia, Castoridae.
ACCGGCUGCCCAUGCGCGGAUAGGUGGGGCAAGAUGGCUGCUGAGCAAGGCAUGCGGGUCGUCUGUACCCUACCCGGAACGGGGCUGGAUAGAGUGAUGCGGGCCUUCCUGCUGCUGCUGUGGUUUGCAGCUCGCGGGAAUGCGCUGUACUUCCACAUAGGGGAGACAGAGAAAAAGUGCUUUAUUGAGGAGAUUCCAGACGAGACCAUGGUCAUAGGAAAUUACCGGACGCAGCUAUAUGACAAGCAACGCGAGGAAUACCAGCCGGCCACCCCGGGGCUUGGCAUGUUCGUGGAGGUGAAGGACCCGGAGGACAAGGUCAUCCUGGCCCGGCAGUAUGGCUCUGAGGGCAGGUUCACUUUCACCUCUCACACCCCUGGUGAGCACCAGAUAUGUCUUCACUCCAAUUCCACCAAGUUCUCUCUCUUUGCUGGAGGUAUGCUGAGAGUUCACCUUGACAUCCAAGUGGGUGAACAUGCCAAUGACUAUGCCGAAAUUGCUGCCAAAGACAAGCUGAGUGAGUUGCAGCUACGAGUGCGACAGCUAGUAGAACAAGUGGAACAGAUCCAGAAAGAGCAGAACUAUCAACGGUGGCGAGAAGAGCGCUUCCGGCAAACCAGUGAGAGCACAAACCAGCGGGUGCUAUGGUGGUCCAUUCUGCAAACCCUCAUCCUCGUGGCCAUUGGCGUCUGGCAGAUGAGGCACCUCAAGAGCUUCUUUGAAGCCAAGAAGCUGGUGUAGCCAUCUCAGGCCUUAUAGGUCAUCUUUCCUCCCAGGCUGGGGGAGAAAGGACCUCCUGGAACUGACUCCUCUGGCAGGAGGACUUGUUCUCAACCAUAGAUAUUCUGGGGGGAGAGGGGCUGCAAGCACCCCCAGGCACAAGCUGAAAGCAGUGAUUUGGCUGGUUAACACUGAGUGGAGGGAGGGGGCAAGUGCCUCCCUCCCUCCACCCAACUGCCAGCCUCUGAACCUUUUGCAGUAAUCACUCAGGAGCUGGUAACGCCACUGGGAGCCCCAUUGGCACCUUAGAAUCUCAGUGUUACUGAUCAGGGAUGUGAGGCUGCUGUCUAGGGUGGAUGGUGGGAGGGAAGUGGGCGGGUGAGUGAGCCAAUCUUCCUUUUGUCUUCCUUUGCUAACAUGGAAUUUUGAGCAGGUUCGGUCGUGGCUGUGUUUACUUGCCAUUCUAGGAACCUUUUUUUUCUCUCCUUCAGCCUAGACCUAGCCUGCUGAUUCAGGGUUUGUGUGUGUGUCAGUUGAGGGUGGGGUAGAGGGAAGUAGCUUCAGGGUACCCUAGCUUCUUCAUGUGGUUGUUCUUUCUGGGGCUUGAGGAACUUGUGUCAGGCCUCGUAGAGGCCUUGGUGCUGGCUGGAAUGGGGUCUGCACAAUCUUAGUUACUGAUUUCAUUUUCAUUGAGUCUAGGUUUGUUAUGUUGGUUUCCCAAUUAAAGAAAACAAUGAAGUGUCCAGUGUAAAGUUACUCUCAGUGGUCAUGACAUUGCAUGUAUUGUCAGUUCUCCCAUGGGAAAGUACUUCACAUUCUACCAGGAAUCCUGUCACCUGUGAACUUCAUUCUUUCAUGCCUUCUUGUGUCAGGCAGUAGUGGGUUUGUCUGACACCAUCCAACAAGCAAAUUGUACGCUUGGGGCUCAAAUUCACCAAUCUUCCCUGCCAGCUCCCUUGUGAAGCACCCUCCCUUUCCUGAGUAGGUGGGCGGAAUUAUUAUAGGUGCUGCAAGCAGGUGCCUGGUAAGAGAAGAUGCAUAGAGCGGGAGAAUGCUAUAGAUGUGGAAAGGAGAGUCCCUGGGCUGGUGGAGAUGAGGGUAUUAGUGGAUUUAACUGGAAGUAAUUUCUGCAAGGACCACAAAGGAGAGGAAGUAUUCUGGGGAAAGGAGAUGGCAGGUUAGAAGUGGUUGGGAGAAGAGGCAAAAAGCUUGUAUGGAGAUGGAGGGACAUUCUGUGUCAAUUGGAGAGGAUAUUUAUGAGGAGGCUGGUAAAGAAGGUUGGGUUAGAGUUAAAAGAGCCUUGACUCAAGGCUCUUUUAGAUUUGGACAAUACCCCUCCUAUCAACGCAAACUUUUUUUUGUGGUGCAGGGCAUCAAACCUAGGACCUUAAACCACUGAGCUACAUCUACCCAGCCCUCAACCAAAAGUUCUGAAUAGAAAAAACCUGAAGGUAAAAAUUGAGGGAGGGUGGAAUUUAUCAGUGUGUGAGAAAGUCUGGACAAGGAGACAAGUUUGGGGGCUGUUUGACCUGAUGAGAUGUGAGAUGUGAUUUGAACUCAUGGUGUCACUAAGGCCUCUACAUUAAAAUAAUAUUUAUCUUUAAAAGACAAGAACAAAAACAGCUUCAAGCUGAGUGCUGGU